AUGGAACCCAGAAAGGAUAUGGUGAUGUUUCUGGAAGGAGGUCAACUUGGCAGUCUGGCUGGCAAGAGAGUCUCUAAUUUGACAGAAGCAGUGGGAAGCCCAGUCCAAGAACCGCAGGACAAGAUGAUCCAUCGGAGUUGCCUGAGCCCCAGAUCUGGGCCCUUGUCCUCCCGGGAAAGGGGAGGCGAAGAGGAGGAGGUGGAAGUGCUGCCAGGGACACGGACGGUCCCGGAGAGUCGCUCGGUGGCGGCGGCGGCAGCAGCUCUGCUCUCCGCCGGACAGCAACUCGCCUCGGAGCCCCCCUCUAGCAAAGGGCAACUGAGCAGCUCGGACACCGAGUCGGAUUUCUAUGAGGAAAUCGAGGUGAGCUGCACCCCGGACUGCGCCACGGGAAACGCCGAGUACCAGCCCCACUGUGCAGGGCAGUGCUCGGAGGCUUUAGCCGGUGGCAGCCCCAGCAGCGGGGGAGAGCCCCCCAAGGGCAGCGGAGGCAGCGGCGGCUCCCAAGGUUCACUGGCCUGCAACGCCAGCGAUCAGAUGCGGCGCUACCGCACAGCCUUCACCCGCGAGCAGAUAGCCCGGCUGGAGAAGGAAUUCUACCGGGAGAAUUACGUGUCCAGGCCCAGAAGAUGUGAACUGGCAGCUGCUUUAAAUCUGCCAGAAACCACCAUCAAGGUCUGGUUCCAGAACCGCAGGAUGAAGGACAAGAGGCAGCGUUUGGCCAUGACCUGGCCUCACCCAGCAGAUCCUGCUUUUUACACGUACAUGAUGAGUCAUGCAGCGGCAACUGGCAAUCUUCCCUACCCCUUCCCAUCUCAUCUGCCCCUUCCUUACUACUCCCACAUGGGCAUUGGUGCCACCUCGGCCUCUGCUGCCACCCCUUUCAGUACCCCUCUGAGACCACUGGACACGUUUAGGGUCCUCUCUCAUCCUUACCCUAGACCAGAACUGCUCUGUGCAUUCAGACAUCCUUCUCUUUACCCUGCCCCAACUCAUGGACUCAGUAGUGCUGGAGGCAGCCCUUGCUCAUGCUUGGCUUGCCAUAGCAGCCAGUCCAAUGGACUGGCACAGAGACCUUCAGGAUCAGACUUUACCUGUUCAGCCACAACCAGGACUGACUCUUUUCUCACUUUCACACCCUCGGUGCUGAGCAAAGCAACCUCAGUAUCCAUAGACCAGCGGGAAGAAGUACCUUUAACAAGAUAA
This is a messenger RNA of Chelonoidis abingdonii (Abingdon island giant tortoise), 1206 nucleotides long. It is a transcript of the gene EVX1, whose product is annotated as even-skipped homeobox 1. The record is from RefSeq and is a predicted model, not a curated record. Gene Ontology annotation, molecular function: DNA-binding transcription factor activity, RNA polymerase II-specific; RNA polymerase II cis-regulatory region sequence-specific DNA binding. Lineage: Eukaryota; Metazoa; Chordata; Testudines; Testudinidae. Gene Ontology annotation, cellular component: nucleus. Gene Ontology annotation, biological process: regulation of transcription by RNA polymerase II.